Molecule: messenger RNA, 1851 nt
Organism: Silurus meridionalis
Lineage: Eukaryota; Metazoa; Chordata; Actinopteri; Siluriformes; Siluridae
Gene: khdrbs2
Product: KH domain containing, RNA binding, signal transduction associated 2
Exons: 9
Coding region: 205-1254 (349 amino acids)
Biological process (GO): regulation of alternative mRNA splicing, via spliceosome
Cellular component (GO): nucleus
Molecular function (GO): mRNA binding; poly(A) binding
Source: RefSeq, a predicted model, not a curated record
UCCGCGGCGUCUCGCGUUUAAACCGAGCGCGAGGACAUGGGUGCGCAGCUGUGAAUUAUUCCACAUCGAGCUCGUGCGUCGCGCAAAUCCACCACCGGUACUUAUCAGACACUUAUUUAUAAGCAAGCUUGAAAAAGAUUUUUGUAGCACUUGUGUAUCGUUUUUUUUGUCUGCACUUUAUCGUGUUCGGGACCGAGGUGAAUAAUGGACCAGGACAAGUACCUGCCCGAGCUGCUGGCCGAGAAAGAGAGCUUGGAUCCGUCGUUCGUGCACGCGAUGCGCCUUUUGGCUGAAGAAAUCGAAAAGUACGAAGGGGACGAGCUUAGGAAAGACGGCGAGGUGAAGAAAUACCUGGAUGUCAUCAGCAACAAAAACAUCAAGCUGUCUGAGAGAGUGCUUAUUCCUGUGCAGCAGUACCCAAAGUUUAAUUUUGUUGGGAAACUGCUGGGGCCCCGGGGCAAUUCCAUGAAAAGAUUACAAGAGGAAACCGGGGCGAAGAUGUCCAUUCUCGGCAAGGGUUCAAUGAGAGAUAAAGACAAGGAAGAAGAGCUGAGGAAAAGCGGAGAGGCCAAGUACGCCCACUUGAACAACGAUCUCCAUGUUUUAAUUGAAGUCUUCGCACCACCCGGAGAGGCGUAUUCCCGCAUGAGCCAUGCCUUGGAGGAAAUAAAAAAAUUCCUGGUUCCUGAUUACAAUGAUGAGAUCAGGCAAGAGCAGUUGCGUGAGCUGUCGUACCUAAAUGGCUCUGAUGACCCAAGCAGAGGAAGGAGUGUCCGAGGACGUGGCAUACGGCUCGCCUCCACAGCUGCCACACGGGGUCGAGGGGGAGCAGUGCCACCUCCACCACCUGGCCGAGGAGCCGUAGUCCCUAGGGGAACUGUGGGAACACGUGCAUCACUGCCCACCACCAUGCUAACUAGAGGUGUUUCAGCACCACGAACCAGAGGAACAGCAGGGACUCCUGGAUACAGAGCACCACUGCUGCAGGCCACACAUAAAACCUACGAUGACUAUGGUUAUGAUGAUGGAUAUGAUGGGGAAUAUGACGAACAGGGUUAUGAGGCCUAUGAUGAUGGCUACAGCAACCAAUCCAAAAGCGGGUCAGAAUAUUACGAAUAUGGCCACGGAACCAGUGACGAUACCUACAACAAUUACGCAGAAGAGGAGUGGACUCAGCCACGGCCGAGCCUCAAAGCUCCAGCUGCAAGACUUUCACGAGGGGGCUACAGAGAUCACCCCUAUGGUAGAUACUAAAGGUGCUCCACAUCAGUGAACUCCCCUGCCUGGCAUCCUUACGUAAUAGUCUAAAAAAAUAUAUACAAUUUUAAAAAAGCACACACACAUUAGGUCAAAAACCUAACCUCGCCUAACCCAGGAGCGGGAAACUGCAUACAGCCUAUGGUUUUGAUAACACAAUUCCUUCAUACAUCUUAAGGAACAUAAAAGGAUCUUGCAUUUUAACAAAAAAGACUCCCAUUUGAAUGCUGCUUCCCUUUAGUUGUCUAUUGUUUGCUCCCCUGAAGCUAAAGCAUGGAGUUACGUACAAACUGAUGCUUCCUUGUUCUUGGCUACCAUUUCACCAAGGCAAACGUUAAAUGUGUUAGUCCCCACCCCAACCCCCACUCCCCUCCGCCCUCCUUCCUCCCUACCCCCACCCCCCAUACUGUGCAUAACAUCUUUCUUAACACGUCUUGAUUUGAUGACGGUUAAUACUGAGUUUGUAUAUUUUGAUUUUGAUAUUGGUACUGGGAUUGAAAGCAAUUGGCUAUGUAUGUAGCUACCUACAAGUGAUCUGCUGUGUGUUUAGCUUGUAUUUGUACAUAAAUAUGUAAUAAAAAGGACAUAAAUCAA